This is a messenger RNA of Trichomonas vaginalis G3, 267 nucleotides long. RefSeq lists its product as uncharacterized. The record is from RefSeq and is a predicted model, not a curated record. The transcript has a single exon. Bases 1 to 267 code for a protein of 88 amino acids. NCBI's taxonomy places the organism in Eukaryota, Parabasalia, Trichomonadida, Trichomonadidae.
AUGCAGAAGAACAACAGCAAGGCAUCGACAAAGAGAAGGAUUUACUUUAUGGGCGUCCUUGUCCAGAACGAGAAGAAGGAGCAGAAGCUUAGAACAAUCAAGCAGAUCCAGCCAAUUCCACCGAUUCAGCAGAAACCAAUUGAAAUAAAGGGUUACGAAAAGCUAGAAUCCUUCAUGAAUAGGUAUAAAGACCACAUUCCAAGUGGUUUCAACAUCCUAAGGAGAGGAAAUCUUCCUGGCAUUGAUUUUUCUCAAAUUUCAUGCUGA